Messenger RNA from Salvia hispanica, 753 nucleotides. RefSeq lists its product as uncharacterized. Gene Ontology annotation, molecular function: DNA binding. NCBI's taxonomy places the organism in Eukaryota, Viridiplantae, Streptophyta, Magnoliopsida, Lamiales, Lamiaceae. The record is from RefSeq and is a predicted model, not a curated record.
AUGUUGGUGUAUAGAGAUAUAACCAAGGAUGAUCUCAAAUACGACCUUGCUUCGGAUCCCUUCGAGGCCCUAUGCAUCGUGGCCGAACGAGCAACGGAGAUACGUGACCGCGAGGAGAAGGCGUUCCGGGAUAGCAAGCGUGUUGUCGAAAAGCCGAUCAUCUGCAUUUUGCCGAAAAGGCCUAGAGAGGAAGCCGCCCCCGUCCCCGCCCCGAGGCCUAAGCGAAGAAGGGCGCCCCCCGCGGAGGAGCCGAAGAAGAAGCGGGUGAGAAGGCCACUCCCUCCGCCCCUCCGCGAAAAGCCGCCGCUGCCGGCGGAAUUUCACGCCGCGAUCGAGGAGAUGGCCGCAGCUAAAAAAGCGGUGGCAACGGAGGCGAAGCUGGUGAUACAGAAGCGGCUCACGAGCACGGACCUGAGCGGCGGCCACAACCGCCUCUCGAUUCCGUUCAACGACGUCGAAAGCGAUUUUCUGACGGAGGAGGAGAAGGAGCACCUCCUCGGCCAGGAUGAGAAGAAUAAGAAGCGGUUUCUGGAGGUGGAGAUCGUGCAGCCGUCGCUGGCGGUGGAGACGGUGAAGUUUUGCCGGUGGGAUAUGCCCAAGGAGAACGGGAAGACGUCGUCCACCUACGUGAUUCGAGGGAAAUGGAAUGAGAUUGUGCACAAAAAUGACCUCAUCGUAGAGAUGGCGGUGCAGCUGUGGUGUUUUCGGGUUGAUCGGGAGCUGUGUUUCGCGCUCGUGAGUCUCGCCGACUGA